Molecule: messenger RNA, 957 nt
Organism: Lachancea nothofagi CBS 11611
Lineage: Eukaryota; Fungi; Ascomycota; Saccharomycetes; Saccharomycetales; Saccharomycetaceae
Source: the annotation of a GenBank genome assembly
AUGAUAGAACCUGUUAUAUAUUUUGGCAAAUUGGCCAUACGAUUGCCCUAUGUGCUUGCCAAAAGUUGGCUGAGUGGCAACUUUCAUGACCUGAGUUUUGCCAAAAUGUUGAUCAUAGUUUUCCUAAUGGAAGCGGCAAACAACCUAGAUCCAGUCACGCUAAAGUGGAUUGUGAACCCCACGUUGCGAGCAGUAAACCUGGUAGCGUUUUGGUGGUUAGGUGCAGGGCCUCAAAAAGGUUUGCUGAGGUGGAUCUACGAAGAACCGAAUGCUCCUGUCUUGCUGUACGUCCAUGGCGGCGGGAUGUGCAUUGACUUGAUAGCGAGCAGUUUGAAGUAUAUACGAUGCCUCAAACAAGAAAUUGGUCAUCUUUCCGUUGCUUACGUUGAUUACUCAUUGUGCGAACGUUAUCCCACAGCCAUCGACGAGGUUUGGGCGGAAUAUAGAAGCUUGGUUGCAAAGGGCCACCGUGUAUGGCUAUUUGGCGACUCUGCAGGUGCCAAUAUCUGUCUAAACAUACUACAGCAGUGUGUGGUCGAAAGCCAGGUAUUGCCGGAGAAGUGUGUGACAAUUAGCCCCUGGCUCAACGUAACGAAAACCGAAUCCAGCAUAUCUCGUACUGACGCAAUCGAUUUUCUCACCUGGGACCAGCUGGCAAUGUUCAAAAACGUAUAUGCUCCUAAUGGAAACCAUCUCGAUCCCUACUUGAAUUUAGAAACCAAUUUCAACCCUGGUCUGUGGGCUCAGGUGCUUGAAUCUACUAAGAUAUUAAUUGUAUGCGGUCAAGAUGAGAUCCUAUAUCCAGAAAUAUCCAGAUUUGGCCAGAAACUAAUAAAAAUUGAUGAAGAUCAGGUAAAAUUAGUUUCACAACUUCGAGGAGUUCAUUGUGACACGCUUAUUUUUAACGGACAAGCCUCUGAUGAAAUCUUGAAUUUCUUGAAGUCAGACGUUAAAUAA